GUAGGCAGAUCAAUGAACUCGGCUGUGUGAACUAGUUAGGCGAUCGAAGUUGGUCUCUGAAUCUAGGUUACCUUCUCACUAACCGGGGGACUCGUGUCAGUGUGUGACUUACUGUGGCUAAUUCACCCUGCGGAGCACAGAAGGCGUCCCUCCUCCGAAGUGGCGGUAAACACGGCGUCAGAAAGUUUUGGGACCAAGUUGGGACGCUUUGGUCACGGUCCGAUACGUGUGCUGGCGUUCACGGGUACCUCUAGAGGAAUGAUUUUCCCAAACAGCAGUAACCCGGUCAGAAGUUCGUACCGCAAGCAGCCGUCUGUUGUCCAUACUUCACACCCUAUGGCACCACCGAGCCCCAGUGCUAACAGCAGUAACAACAACAGUAGUAGCAGCAGCAGUGCGGGGUGGGAGCAGCUCAGCAAAACCAACCUUUAUAUCCGCGGACUAUCUCCAGGAACGACCGAUCAAGAGCUGGUCAAACUGUGUCAGCCAUAUGGAAAGAUUGUAUCUACGAAGGCCAUUUUAGACAAGGCAACAAACAAAUGCAAAGGCUAUGGAUUUGUGGAUUUUGACAGCCCAGCAGCAGCACAGAAAGCUGUUUCUGCACUGAAAGCAAGUGGAAUUCAAGCUCAGAUGGCCAAGAGCUCUCCUGGAGGCGUCGCUGAUGCACUGAAGCAACAAGAGCAGGAUCCCACGAACCUGUACAUUUCUAAUCUCCCAAUCUCAAUGGAUGAACAAGAGCUAGAAAACAUGCUGAAACCUUAUGGGCAAGUUAUCUCCACACGAAUAUUACGGGAUUCCAAUGGCACCAGUCGAGGUGUUGGCUUUGCAAGGAUGGAAUCAACAGAAAAAUGUGAGGCAGUCAUCUCUCAUUUCAAUGGCAAAUUUAUUAAGAUGCCCCACGGAGUUCCUGCUCCUACGGAACCAUUACUAUGCAAGUUUGCAGAUGGGGGCCAGAAAAAACGUCAAAAUCAGAACAAAUAUAUCCAGAAUGGUAGAGCGUGGCCCAGAGAAGGCGAGGUGAGACUUGCUGGAAUGACCCUGACAUAUGAUCCCACUACAGCUGCUAUACCAAAUGGGUUCUAUUCUCCGUACAGUAUUGCAACAAACAGAAUGAUUGCACAGACUUCUCUUACACCAUAUAUUGCUUCCCCUGUUUCAACGUACCAGGUUUUGCUUGAUGGAGCUGACUCCCCCAAAGAUCUAUUGCCGAUGAUGCAGAGUCCUUCUUGGAUGCCACACCAGCAUUACAUCAUGCAACAUCCUAGCGCAGUAAUUUCGCCCUCUAUGGACCACACCAUGUCAUUGCAGCCAGCAUCCAUGAUAACGCCACUGACACAGCAAAUGAGUCACCUUUCAUUAGGUAGUACUGCAACGUACUUGCCUGCCACGUCAGCUAUGCAAGGAGCCUAUAUACCACAGUAUGCGCACGUUCAGUCAACGGCUGUUCCAGUCGAGUUUGCACAUCAAGACUUUAACAGCUCGCCCAUGGUUACAGGAAUUAGCUACAAGGAACCAAGUGGGCAGCAGCAGGCAGUUCCAGUGGAAACCUCCGGUGAACACUCUCCUUACGCUUACCAACAAAAUAAGUAAACGUUAGAUUUACUACAAUGACCCAUCUGAGAAUGAGGGCAAAGACUGAAUGAAACAAUCAUGGUCUCCUCUAAUGUAUUGCGCUUUAAGGAACUUGUUGACAUUUUUGCACAGUGUCUGAAAGAAAUAAGUUUAUUUGUAAUGAAAUCGAUUAAAACUAUUUUUGGUAUGAGUUCUAAGGUGCAUAUUUGUGCUUAGAUUCAUCUUGUGGCUCUUACUUCCGUGGAAACAAGUUUAUUUUAAUAAGGAACAUUUAUCUUCAACAAGUGUUAUCAGAAAUCGUGGCUCUGCUACUCUGUACGCACUUGGAACCAUACAGACAUCUGCGAGUGCAUGACAGUUUUUUGAUUUUAUUUCAUUUGUAUUAUAAGAAAUAGGUUUAAUUAAGUUUAGUGAUUAGCUAAACAUCUUGAUGUGAUGUUCCAUGCUUGCAGUGUGCGUAUGCGUGUGUGUGCGUGUGUUGCUGUUGUGAAGUGUUACAUUGUCCUUGUUUUAAACAUGUUUUUGUCUCUCUCUCUCUCUCUCUCCCUUUCCCCUUCUUUAAUGUAGUGUGAUGUGUCUUUUUUUUAAAUUCCAAUUUGCCUUAAAUUUUUCAAUUCAGUAGCUGUUUAGAUAAAUAGUUGAGAAUCCAGUAAUGAAGUAGAUUGCUUUUGACCACAUGAGCUGGUCGGUAAUGCCUUGCAAAGCAGCCGCGUAGAAAUUUUUAAGAACAGGUAGUUGAAUUUGCUAAAAAAAUGCUUUUUUAUUGUGCUGUAGGUGUUUUUAAUGAUUUUUCACUUUAAUCAAAGAUAGAAUAUGUAGGAAAGAAAUGUUUUGAGUGAAACACAUUUUCUGACUGAUGAAAUUUUAAUAGAAUGAACUGUUUAUAAAAUAGAAUAAUUUCUUCUCUUAGUUUGAAUGGGUUAGAAAAUCUGCUGUAUGAUGCAAAAUCACAACUUUUGCCUUUUUUUUAAAUCUAACUUGAUGUUAUAGUUUUAGAGCUGGUAGAGCUGAUAUUUUUUUUUUUGGGGGGGGGGGUCACUGACAGAAUGUUUUGUCUUUCCUUUGUACAAAUACUAUACUUUUAGAAUGAUUGUGCAAAACCUAGCAACAGCAACUGCAACAUUAAUGUUGCAGCAAAAAUGGCAAAACAUAAAGGACUUGUUUUAAACAUAAGCUGAGAGUUAUUUAUGAGUGAGGCAGUUUGAUUGGGUAUUAGCUCUGUAUUAAAAUAAAAUUUAUAAAUGACUUGGCACUUUCUAAAAGGUAACUUUACCAAAGAACAAAGAGCUAGUAGCCAGUCAGAAUGAUUUCUCUUAGCCUUUCGAUUUUCUGUACUCUUUUAUUUUUUGCCGGACCAGUUUGCAGUUAGAAGAAUGUGCCUUUUUUUGUAAAUUUGCAUUUAGUUUUUUUUCUAGGUUAAAAUUAGUAUAUAGACACGAGCAUGAAGGAAGACUUGGAUCCAGGUUUGCCACACUUUCCAUCAUCACUACAAGUGCUAUAUAUGUAAAAAAAUAAAAAUAAAAAAAAAUUUUUUGAAACUAUGAAAAGACUGACAGAGCACACAAACCUGUAUUUUACAUUAUAGAUUUUACUCUCUGAUAUUAUAGUGCUUUUAUUAUAAUCACAUUUAAAAAAAAAAAGAAAUAUAAAUUAAGUUGUCUUCCAAGAGACUGUGUACUAGUCUGGCCAGCUACGUUUGACCAGUUAUCUACCUCAGACUUUUGUUUCCUGUUAUGUUGGGACAGGUUGCUGGACCUGCCUGUUUCCACAGACCAAAAUCACCCUAGCGCUGGAGCUAGUCAGAAUCCGUUUAUUUCUUUCAAGUGUUUAUUUAGAGAUUUUUUUUUUUAGUUAUAUUGUAAGUGUGCCCAUUGCUGUCGGUGAAAUUUCAUAGUUUCAAACGUUAUUGCUGCUCUCAGUAGUAUAGAUUCCACUUGAUGAUAAAGUCUUGAAAGAAAUGAUUUACAAGGAAAAAAGUGAUGGUGUUACUGGGUCUACCCGCCCUAGAAUAUUACUGCUUUCUAGAGGUCCAGACAAGCUGCAGCAACUUCCUUUCUUAGUUUCUAACUAAUGGCAGAGCUUGCAUAUACUUGCUUUUUUGUGCAUUAUUUGAUACUGAAAUAGGAUAGUUCUAGAGGAGUAAGUGGAAUUUGCUGCUGCUAGUGUCUGAACUAAGUGCCAUACUCUGUGUCUGGAUAAGAUUUGGGAAACAUAAUCUCUGUACAUAAUUAAUCAGUUUAAACACCACGUAGUGGACAGCCAUUAAAUUAUAAAAAGUAAUUUAUGAAGAACGACCUUUUGUACAGAUUGUUUGGAAAAAAGAUUUUCAUAGAGAUGUCUAUAUGAUCUAGAGAGUUAAUUUUUUUAUUUUUGUUUGUCUAGUGCCACAAGCUUGCCAGUGGUAACUUAUUUGUCCGGUUCAAGAAAACUGUAGUUUUGUUUUCCUAGAACAUUGUUGUUAAAAAGCCAAAACACAUUUUUGAACUGUAAAUUUUAUCAGAUUGUUCUUAGUUUUUCUGUUCAUUUCUUUUGAAGACUUUUGAAUAAAAAAAGAUGAAAAAGA
Messenger RNA from Protopterus annectens (West African lungfish), 4135 nucleotides. RefSeq names its product RNA binding motif single stranded interacting protein 1 (gene RBMS1). The coding region runs from base 259 to 1590 and encodes 443 amino acids. Gene Ontology annotation, cellular component: nucleus; ribonucleoprotein complex; cytosol. Lineage: Eukaryota; Metazoa; Chordata; Ceratodontiformes; Protopteridae. Gene Ontology annotation, molecular function: poly(U) RNA binding; poly(A) binding; mRNA 3'-UTR binding. The record is from RefSeq and is a predicted model, not a curated record. The transcript is spliced from 17 exons.